This is a messenger RNA of Ruditapes philippinarum (Manila clam), 2309 nucleotides long. Its product is annotated as interferon-gamma-inducible GTPase 10-like. The coding region runs from base 300 to 1430 and encodes 376 amino acids. Gene Ontology annotation, molecular function: GTP binding; GTPase activity. Gene Ontology annotation, cellular component: membrane. The transcript has 3 exons. NCBI's taxonomy places the organism in Eukaryota, Metazoa, Mollusca, Bivalvia, Venerida, Veneridae. The record is from RefSeq and is a predicted model, not a curated record.
UCAAUUCAAUCCCGGGGUAAAUAACAAAUUUAACUGUUAUAGCUUUAUAGUGCAAAUCUAUUCGUCAAAGCGUGACACUUAUAUUUGCACUCAGGAUAAGCUGGGAAACCCCAACAUUUUCUAAGUUCCGGAGUAUCUCUAAUUACCUUUUGGCUUUAACUAUAAUUUGUAAUGUCUACAUUUUAACAACGAACAAGUUACCAUCAGCAGAAAAAUAAGAACAGGAUACCAGCUGUCUAUCCACUAACCAUUCACCAAGGUUGUCUUGUACGACCAGUAUCAUUAUACGGCUAUAGAGAAUGACUUCUUUGUGGUCAGAAUGCUCAAUGAGACAUGAAGAAAUUAAACGUGGAAAGUUGAAUGUCGCCGUGACAGGAAAGGCAGGAGCGGGAAAGUCCAGUUUUAUAAACGCCGUCCUUGGCCUGAAAGUAGGACAACCAGGAGCAGCUUACACUGACGUCAAGGAAUGUACGGACUAUAUAUUGUCUUAUCACGCACCAAACUUUGAGCAUAUUGUGUUUUGGGAUUUGCCAGGUAUUGGUACAGACACUCAUAACAAAAACAACUAUGUCAAAAAGUUAGGUUUAUUGGAUUAUGAUUUUUACCUUGUUAUGGGAUCUGAACGAUUAACGGAUGACGAACUAUGGCUAGCAAACAUUAUCCGAAAUAGCAAUAAAAAGUUUUAUUUUGUUCGUACUAAGGUCCAUGAUGGUAUAAAAUUUGAUGUGUUAAGCCGGGCAAACCCUCGUAGUAAAGAAGAAAUUUUGACUACACUACGAACUGACUGUUAUUCUAAUCUCCGCCGAUAUGAUUUAACACGUCAGGACAUUUAUCUCAUCGAUAAUUUUAAAACUGAUGAUUACGAUUUCUCCUUUCUGAUGCUUAAUCUUGAAGAAGAAUCCUUACAAGUUAGGAUAAAAUACGUACUAGCAUACUACAAUCAGAAAGAACGAUCAUUUCUACACCAAAGGAAGGUUCUUCUUGAAACAAUUGAAAAUGUUGUAGUUGAAGCAACAACAAAGUGUAAAGAACAGACGCCUGAAUUAGGAGCAUCUCUUAAUAUCGAGGUUUUGCUCCGAGAGACAAAACGUUAUAUGGAGCAAUUCGAACGAUCAAGUGAUGAUAUAGAGAAACAUGAGGAGUUAACUGGAUGGCAUAAAGAAGUGCUUCAAGAUCUUUUGACAAGAAACAGUGUUGAAAUUAAUUGUUCGGAGAAGGGAGUUCUGGACUUUUGCAAAAAUAUUGAACUUUGUGAAUUAAUUGAUGUGCAGUGUGCGAUGCCAACUAAAAGUAAUAAGAAGACAAAAUCAUGGUCCUUUAAGAUUGCCUUUAAAUACUUAAACAGGAUACUUGAUAUUUUGUAUCAUAAUGCAUUAAAGAUAAACACGGAGAUCAUUGAAAUGAGUAUGCAGGGGAAAAACUUUAGAUAAACAUAUAUAUUAUAAUUUUGUAAUUCUGGUAUAUAAUAUAAUUGUUUUAACCACUUUAAUAAAUAAAUCUGUAUUAACGAAACAGACGUUUUUCAACGUAUUACAAAAUAAAACGUAUUCAAGUAGCUAUCUAAAUUGAUCGAAGAGAUUAAUAAAUAAAUUGCCUGUUCAUGAAAUGGAGAGUUUCUGUCAUUACGUCACAUUCAAGAGAGAAAUGCUCGAUCAUUUAGUUAACUUGCACAUUUAAUACAAAUAUGGUUGAAAUUAAACAUGUUAAUCCAGUGAAACGCAAAUUAUUUAAAUUAAUAUUUCGUCUGUAUAAUCGGCUGGACGUUGUGAUUGGUUUGACUAAUCGAUUUGUGAGAAACUUUUCUUAAAAACUAACUGUAUACAAUUUAAUUGUAAAUAUACUGAUUUUAGUUAAUUGUAUUAAUUAAGUACAACUGAUAAUGAGAUUCAGAAAUUUAUAUAUGUUAAAGUUUUCAUAUUCAUCAUGUAAAAAAUGGAUACUUAACCGUAAAAACAUACAAAAGCAAUCAAUCAAUGCUAAAUAUAUUUGAAACUAACCUUGACUUUAAACUCGGUAUUAAGGGUAUUUCAUAAGAAACCAAACUACAAACAGCGAGACAUCUUAAAAGAGAGUUAAACUGAUACAAUAUAAUAAGAGGUGAGAGACUUAAUUUUGCAUAUUAUAUUUUCCUUUGUACUUAUCUAACCAUGUUGCACAUAAUCUUGAAAAACUUAUUAUAUUUGUCUUUUAUAUUUUGACAUAGUAUUAUGAAUGAGUAAUGAACAGUCUACAGAUUUGUUAGGAAAAGAGCUGUCUGUACACGAAAAUCUAUAAAAAUAUAUUAAAAGGUCACUACAGAUCAAGCAAUA